AUGCAAAGCUUAAAAUCGCUCUUUGGAGCUCUAGUGAAAAAAAGCUUUGAAAAUAGGCAAAGCAUCGGAGAAGAAGAUACGAAAUCUUCUGAGAACCAGUCCUCACCCUCCCCAAUACUAUAUGAGUCUGAAAUCCAAGACUCAUUUUUAGGAUCAAUCAGCGAGGGAACUGAGUCGAUGCUGGCACAGAAAAUUCCACCGUCAGGAUUCCAACUUGCUACUGUAAUUCCGUCAACUCAUUCUGACGUCAUGAGCCAUGCGUUAUACAAAGCUGCACAACAAAACAAAGCAGAACUGUGUGGCGAACUGCUACAGAAGUCUUUUUAUGGAGAUGCUAUGGCCAAUGUUAAUUUUAAAGACGAAAAUAAAAAUACUCCUCUGCAUGUCGGAGCAAGCCAAGGAUAUCUUAAAGUGUGUGAAGCUUUGCUAGACUAUGGAGAUUCUACCAAUCUUGAUGCCAAAAAUAUUGAAGAAAGAACUCCACUCCACUUGGCUUGCAAGUUUGGACACUUGCAAGUGGUGCAACUCCUAGUCAGAUCUGGCGCUGAUAUUGAUACUCCUGAUGAAGAUAAUUAAAAUAUGAAGUCUUCGUCUAGGCAUGGCCUCCCGGCUAUGCAGCCUCGACUCAUAUUUUAAUUAUAUCGGGCAAGGUUUUAAUAUGGUAGAGAUGGACGGCAAUACUAGGUAAGCAAUUCUGGUUGUGUGCAGAGCCUAGCCCAAGUCUGGUCUCGAGAUGGAUUUUUCCUCGUGGGGAAGGAGGGCACGGAGGUUGGAAAGGGGAAGCUUAGCAGAGUCCUUUGGACCAAUCGGGCAAAUUCUAGCGUGAAACUGGGCGUUACGUCCGGGCUACGCAUUUUUCCUUUUUGCCGAUAGCCGACCAGAAAAUCCAUUUUUUGGGUUUUCGGAAAAGCAACCCAUGUAGCAAGCAAGUAGCUCACUCAUGAGCCGUCGAAGCUGGCAAAACUUGCCCUAGGAGCACCCUGGUGAUCAAAGCAGGUCGGCCCAGCGACUUGUAGGCCCGAUGCGACGAAGGCGAGCGGUAGGCCUGGGAAGGUCGACCCCGUAGUGGACGUUAAGCGUUAUAAAUUCUAUAAGAUAAGAUAAGAUAAUCCUGAUGAAGAUGGAAAUACUCCUUUACAUUUGGCAUCAGAAAACGCAAAAACUGAUGUGGUUUCUUGGCUUUUAACUAAGCAUCCAAAUUUAUUUAUUGAAAAUAAAUUUGAAAAGACCCCAGCAGAGGUAGCAGGCACUGAAGAAACAAAAGCCCUGUUUGCAAAAUAUUCAAACCGAUCUCAGAAUAGCACUUUUAGAGGUAAUAGUCCAAGACUCUGCGUAAGAGAAAUGAGCUUCUUUGAAGAAAUAAAAGAACCUUCCAGGGUUUUCCCAUUAGAUUUUGAGAUUUUAACUGAAUUAGGAAAAGGCAGUUUUGGAGAAGUUUAUCUGGUCAGGAAAUCUGAUAGCUGUCAACUUUAUGCAAUGAAAGUGCUGAGAAAAGAAAAAAUCAUGGGACAAAAUUUAAUAAAAUAUGCAAUGACAGAAAGGCACGUUCUCAGUUAUAUUAAUCACCCAUUCAUAGUAUCGCUUAACUUCGCAUUUCAAACCCCAGAAAAAUUGUUUUUAAUACUAGACUACUGCCCUGGAGGAGACUUGAGCUCACAUUUAGCUCGGGAAAAGCAUUUCGACGAGUAUAAAGCAAGAAUUUAUACAUGCGAAAUAUUACUUGCAUUAGAAGAAUUGCAUAGGCAUGGAAUAAUUUUUAGAGAUCUGAAGCCUGAUAAUAUCGUAGUUGAUGAAGAUGGCCACGCUUUGUUGACCGAUUUUGGGCUUUCAAAAGAAGGAGUAUAUGAUGGCGACACGGCUAAAAGCUUUUGUGGCUCUUUAGCUUAUUUAGCACCUGAAAUGAUCAGAAGGCAAGGGCACGGAAAAACUGUGGAUUGGUACCUUCUUGGGGUUUUGUUUUAUGAAAUGGUGGUAGGGAUUCCACCUUAUUUUUCUAAUAAUAAAGAAGAGCUGUUCAAUAAUAUCCAGAAGGGGAAGCUAAAGCUUCCCUCAAGUUUAUCACUAGAAGCAAAGGAUCUGAUAAUAGAAGUAAGAUUUAUUUAGCUAUUACAAAGAGAUCCGUCAAAAAGACUAGGUGCAAAAAGAGAUGCUGAGGAAAUUAAAGCACAUAAAUUCUUUCAAGGAAUUGAUUGGGAUAAAGUUAUGAGGAAAGAGCUUAAGCCUCCUGUACCUCCUAAAAAAUGUAUUCCGGACCAAAGAAUUGAACCUCGGCUUGUGUAUGGAGAUUUGUCGAGAUGUGAAGAAAAGUACAACAGGGUUUCUGGCUGGUCUUUUGUUUUAGAAUAA
Molecule: messenger RNA, 2346 nt
Organism: Blepharisma stoltei
Lineage: Eukaryota; Ciliophora; Heterotrichea; Heterotrichida; Blepharismidae
Source: the annotation of a GenBank genome assembly